This is a messenger RNA of Prunus persica (peach), 5142 nucleotides long. RefSeq lists its product as uncharacterized. The record is from RefSeq and is a predicted model, not a curated record. The coding region runs from base 1 to 4953 and encodes 1650 amino acids. The transcript has 10 exons. Lineage: Eukaryota; Viridiplantae; Streptophyta; Magnoliopsida; Rosales; Rosaceae.
AUGUCGACGACAGAGAAGCUGUUGGCCCAAAUCUUCGAGAGGAAGAAAUGGAUCGUCAACCAAGCCAAGCACCAGGCCUACCUCUUCGAGCAACACCUCGCCUCCAAAUGCCUUAUUGACGGAAUUGCCCCUCCUCAGUGGCUUUUCUCCUCCUCCUCCUCCGACCCCAAUCAUGUAUUGAACAAACAAGAGCUGAUUUCAGGAGUUCCACUCCCUCGCGCACAGCCUGUAAUCCAUUUUACCGAUAGCCAUUGCCCUGUGUUUGACAAGCCAGUUCCUACAGCUCACAAUGGGGAGCUACCAAAUGGUUUGUGCACUGAACUUCAUGGUUUUGACAGAGGUUUUGGUGCAGGAGAGGAGGUUUUGAUUUUGCCACACUGCCCUGUAAGUAAUGCUGGGUGUGCCUCCAAUGGCGUUCCUCAAGACCAGAGAGAAGAGGAUCCUAGUGUUACAUCUCCAGAAGAUCAGAAGGAUGCAAGGAUCUUAGACAUUUACCCCUAUCCAGCUCUAUCACCGGCUAGAGGUGCAGGAGAUGAGGUAUCUAAUUUGCCGCAGUGCCUCAUUAAUAACGCUCAUUGUUCCUCUGAUGGUGUUCCUCAAGAUCAGAGAGAAGAGGAUCCGAGUGUUACAUCUCCAGAAGAUCAGAGGGGUGCAAGAAUGUCAGACAUUUACCAUGAUCCAGCUCUAUCACCAGCUAAAGGUGCAGGAGAUGAGGUUACAAUUUUGCCACAGUGCCCCAUUAGUAAUGCGGGAGAUUCCUCCAAUGGUGUUCCUCAAGAUCAGAGAGAAGAGGAUCCAAGUGUUACUUCUCCUGAAGGUCAGGGGGAUGCAAAAACCUCAAACAUUUAUCAUGACCCAGCUCUAUCACUGGCUAGAGUUCAAAGAUCCAAGUCCAGACAAAGAGCUAUGGCAAUUCGCAACAGUACCUAUAAAAGCAGUUCACAGGUUAAGAACAACGUUAAUGGUUGUGCUGGUGGGAUUAUUGGGUGUGCGAUAUCUUUCCUACAAUCUGACCAUGUUGAUGAAAUGAACUUAGUCAAGCAUCCUGAUACAUGUGAUAAUCUAGAGUUAAGUGCAGUAAAUGGGGAAAAACAUUCAAGUAAGGAGUAUCGUUCUUUGGAGUUUGUCUCCAGAAGUACUGGGUCACAAGUUGUGCGUAGUGUUGAAAGAAUAGCAAAAGGUGCCAGCUCCAACAUGUCUGGUCAAAGAAUUGUAGCAACUGAUACCAGCAGCAACAUAUCGGGUCAAAGAAUUAACAAGUCAAUGUCUGCUGCAUCGAACAAGUCUCAUGAUGCACAGAGAACUCAAAUAUCUACUGGAAGGUCUAUUCCAAUUCAAAGGGAUCUAGACCUAUGUGCAGUGAAUUCAAUAGAUUCUUCAGACAAGGAAAAUGUUGCAGAUCACUACGCUGGUAGAAAUACAUGCACAGAAAUUAAUUGUGGGACAGAAGAAAUGUCAAAACCUGUCAAUUCCCAGGUUUUGGGUCACAGGGGUACACAGUCCAGAUCUGCUGCUUCAAACAAGCAUUUGCCAGAAAACCUGACUCAUGGGCUUGCAGGAAUCAGGCAUCAGGAUGUGUUAAGUACUAUGGUACAAGAGGUACCUUGUACACAAACCAGUGAAUUUGUUGAAGCUGCAAGUGUUGGAAAAACUGAAAUUGAUCCUGAUGGAUGUAUUGAAGCUAAUCCUAUUCGUUCUGGAUCUAACUUGGAUGGUAAUGGGCUUAGAGUUGGAGGAGAAGUUUUACACUUAAGGCAGCCUGCUGAUUAUGCGUUUGUGAAUCCCAAGCAACUUAAUUUUGAUGACGUGGAAGAGUCCUGUUUUAAUGGAAUUUCUACUCCUGAUCUUAAGAAGGGAAUGCAGGGCAGGUCGUCAGAAAAAAGUUAUAUUUCCUUGAUGCAUGCUGAAGAUAUACUGGCUGAAGGAAUAACUGUCAAUUACCAAGACAAUUGUAACACACCACUGGAGAUGAGUUUUCUUGGGGAUCGGGAAGUUUCCGUCGGAGGAAAGGAGCUGCAGAGCAGUUUAUACGGAGCCCCAGAAGAGCAGUUGCAUAAAUCUGGAAGAAGCUCAAAUGAAAAUGCUGCCUCAUCAGUAAAAGAGAUAUCCAAUGCUCAUAAGGAUGGAGUUGCUAAUACUUUGCUAGAAAGUGGCAAAGUUCAGAAAUCCUUUUUGAUAGAUAAUCCAACUGGCUCGCAAGUAGCCCGGGAAAGUUUGGUUGAAAGCCUGUCUAAUGUUAAUGCUGCAAAACCAACUGAAUUGGUCACAGAAGAGAGUGUACUGGAUUCUCAUGACGUUGGUAAUCCUACAGUAUCAACAGAUUCUGAUUUUACAAUGGUGUCCAAACUUGGUUCUUUUAGAAUCCUGGAUGCAAAGAAUCUUGCAGUUGAGAAUCCUUGUGCUGCUUCCACGGAUGAGAUGAAGGGUAACUUGCCUCAGCCGAUUAUACAGUCACACAUUUCUCCAAACUACGAAAUGUGGAGUAUUGGUGAUAAGGUAGAUGUAGGUUAUACCAAAUCAACUGAAUGCCGGAUUGCAGAGAAAUCCAAGGGGAGAAGUUUUAGCCCUUCUAUGGAUGGUUCAUGGCCUCAGCAUAAACGAAGAAAGAUUGAGCACACAAUAGUUGAUGACCUGUCUUCUUCACGGGACUUGAUAGAAAAGGAGGAUGUUGUGAAAUCAAUUGUCAGUAGGAGUUCACAUCAAAAUGAGGAUCACCAAAUGAUAGAGAGGUCUGAAUCUUCACCUAAAGCACAUGUGAAAGAGGGAGAAAUCAGCGUGGGAGAGGGGGACAGAAGUGGGAAUGCACCUUUCACUUUUAUGCAUGAAGAAUUGGAAGCAUCACUUCUCUUGAGUUUGAUGAAGCAGGCUGCUGGCCAGUCUCAAGAUUGUUUGAUGGAGGAAACAGUAGCAGCACAUCCAACUAGCACUAUUGUUGAUACAGGAAGUCCAUGCAUAGAAGGGAACCAUGUUUCUCUUCCUCUUGAGGAUAAUCUUACACUAGGAAAUGUUGAAAAUUGGACUUGUGCUGGAAGAGCCAUGCAGGAAAAGAGAUUUGAUCUUUGGGGGCCCAGAAAAUUUUCAUAUUUUUCAGUUGGUUCUCCACGUGGCCAAUCCUUGGAUUUGAUUGGUGGUGAUGAUACAAAGCCUGAGCUUGAGGGGUUCGUUUUAGAAACAGAUGACGAACCAACAAGCAUUGCUCGAGGGGAUAUUAACUUUGAUGAGUGCAACCUUCCGAGCACUACAUUUGAACAUGCCAGCAUUUUGGAGCAGCUUUGCAAAUCUGUUUGCAUGCAAACUCCAGUAGCGUGCUCUUCAGCUUCAUAUAAGUUGCACAAAAUUCCAAAUCUCUACCAGUCUGUUCCAACUGGGCUUCUAGAGGGCGGAGUGGAUAUGAGGACCGCCUUGCCUAUGAAUGAUGCUGUCAGGCCAUUAAAGGAUGAUAAUAGUUGCUUGAGUGAGGAAGUUGGCCAGGCAUUUAAUGGAAGGUCCUAUUCUGAUUGCCUACCAAAUCGUUGUGGUCAAUCUGGUUGGGACAUUAAGAAGCCUUACAUAUCGCCAGUUGGGAAACUCUGGGAUAGAACUGGUUCAAGCACUAGCAGUUCAGGGAAGCGAGGGAGCUUAAAUCCAGAGCUUCCCUGCAUUAGUGAAGAAAAUGAGAAUAUAGAUGAGGUAGCUGAUACUUCCCGGGAUGGCAUUGUUUCAGAAGUAUUAAAUAGCUCAAUACAAAGAGUACCACUUGCUGACAUUACUGAAAUUCCAAAUCCUCCUGCAUCAGUUUUGAAAGCUGAACUGCAUGCUGAUAGACUUAGUCUAGAUUCAGUAAACACUGAAUUCAGCUUAACGGAGACUCAUAAGAGCUUCAAACUGAAGCAUGGAAUCCAAAACAGCAUCAAGAGAAGAUAUAACAACAAGGAGAACCUGAGCAUAUCACGAGGAACAAAUGAUAUUAAGAGGACCACUGGAUCACUUCGUAGACCAAAAUUGUCUGGAAAAACCAGCUUGAGAAAAGGCGGUCCAAGUUUGUUAAAGCGGGAGCCUAAGCGUAACAAUAUUGUGUCCAGUAUGACUUCCUUCAUUCCUCUUGUUCAACAGAAACAAUCAGCUGCAGUUGUAACAGGGAAGAGGGACAUCAAAGUGAAGGCCCUGGAGGCUGCCGAAAAUGCAAAGCGUCUUGCACAAAAGAAAGAGAAUGAGCGCAAGAUGAAGAAGGAAGCCUUGAAGCUUGAGCGGUCAAGAAAGGAGCAAGCGAAUAUGAGGCAGUUGGAGCUGCAAAAGAAACAGAAAGAAGAAGAGAGGAAGAAAAAAGAUGCUGAUAUGGUGACAAAGAAGAGACAAAGGGAAGAGGAAGAUAGGAAGGAGAAGGAAAGAAAAAGAAUGCGUGUUGAAGCACGGAGACAGCAGAGAGAACAUGAAGACAAUUUACCUGCAGAAAAAGAAGAUAAAGAAAUGAAAUGCCAGGCCAUAGAUGGAAGAGGACAUGAGAGUAAGGAAUCUAAGGAUGAAACAGCGCAUAAGACAAUGGAGGAAGAAAGGGAAUAUGACACUUUCAGGAACAUUUCAGAGACUGAGCCUAGGACUUCCAGGGUUUCAACAAGUAAUGCCAGAAGAGAGAGUAUUAUCCUUGAAGAACACAGUUUGGUCUUGAGUAAUUUUGGAUAUAACGCAGAGGUACCGAGCAAUUUAGACAAAGCAAUAGACAAUGGGAAUUCUGCUGCCAAUACACGUCCACAACAGUCAUAUGAAAUCUCUCCAUACAAACAAUCAGAUGAUGAAAACGAAGAAGAUGACGAUGCUAUGCUAAAUAGUAAAUUUGUUCCAUCAUGGUCAAGUAAAAAUUGCCUGGCUCUGGCUGUCUCUUGCCGGAAUGGAGCAGACCCUGGGGCGAUCUUCCCCCCAGAAAGCUUUUGCAGCAUAUCUGAAGUUCUCUUGCCUCGGAAGGAUCAGCUAAACUAGAAUGGAAUGCGCUAAACUCUAUUCAAUGCAUUCUUCGCUCAACUAGUCGAACAGCUUUUGGUCAAGAAGAGGUAACAGUUGCACUCUGUCUACAUGUUACCGUUUUCAAAUGACUAUUUGAGCAGGCGAUCCCUCCCAGCAAAUUUGUAGCUGAAACUUGUAGAAUUGUUGCGAUGUAUAGGAUUCCCU